AAUUUAAUUAGUUGGCAACAGUAAAUCAUUAAUAGGGAAUUUGCUCGUGUAAAAUCAGUCGGUCUGUGUCCUUUUCAGUUCAUAACGUUGUUGCAGAAACACGUGGUGAAGAGUGUGAUUAUUGAAUUUAAAGCGAAGUACGAAAGUAAUUACAAUGCCUCUUGCUAAAGAUUUUCUUCAUCCAAGUCCAGCUGAAGAGAAAAGGAAGCACAAAUUAAAAAGACUUGUACAAAAACCAAAUAGUUAUUUUAUGGAUGUGAAAUGCCCUGGAUGUUAUGCCAUCAAAACCAUCUUUUCACAUGCACAGAGAUCGGUAGAAUGUGAUGGAUGUCGUACAAUAUUAUGCACAUCUACAGGUGGCAAAGCACGUUUAACAGAAGGUUGCUCAUUUAGGAGAAAGGUCCAAUGUUAAUGUAACCACGAUUAAGGCAACAUAAUGAUAUACACAGACAUUUCUCUUUAUAUUCAAUAAAUAAACAGAAUUAUUGUAAAAAUUAACAAAA
Bombus huntii is the source of this 503-nucleotide messenger RNA. RefSeq names its product 40S ribosomal protein S27 (gene RpS27). Gene Ontology annotation, cellular component: cytosolic small ribosomal subunit; ribosome. The record is from RefSeq and is a predicted model, not a curated record. Gene Ontology annotation, biological process: translation; ribosomal small subunit assembly. Lineage: Eukaryota; Metazoa; Arthropoda; Insecta; Hymenoptera; Apidae. Gene Ontology annotation, molecular function: structural constituent of ribosome; RNA binding. Bases 155 to 412 code for a protein of 85 amino acids. The transcript is spliced from 2 exons.